CGGGUGUAAUUAAAUAGCCUAAUUUUGUGUAAUCCGUGUAGGUAAAACAGCCAUCGCGUUUACUUCUACAUUACUUCAUUUACUGUAAUAGCAUACGAUAUCGUUUCAUUAUUUCUCAGCCGUUGUGCUGACUUGGUGACGUCAGGUGACGCGUCGGACAGGUAAACCAGGAAGUGAACGAUCGUCAUAGACGGAUUUAAAAACAGGAAAAUGAAAACCGCAGGAACACUGCUUAGCCCCCCGGACUGACAUGAACACACUGCUCCAUCUUUUUGUUGUGGUUUUGUCAUUGACAAGUUUGUCUUUGGUCGUCGUGUGUCUGGAUCCUGUUCCAGUUCAGAUCGUGACGACACCAGUGCUGGUGGCAUCAGGGAAAGAUGCCGUCUUCACAGUACAGACGGUGUCUGACGUGUCCCUUAUCAGAUGGACCGAUAGCACAGCCGCCACGCUGGCCUUGUGGGCGAACGGGAGCCCGGUCAUCAUUCCCAUCCAGCAGUACCUGGGCAGAAUCUCUGUCACGGCCACUCAGCUCAAAAUCACCAACAGCCAGAUCCGUGAUUCUGGAAACUACAGCGUCUCUGUCGAACCCUCGCCUACCACUGGAUUCGGCGUGAACACCCGUUCAGUGCAGCUCAAAGUGUUUGAUGCUGUGAACGGAGUUAGUUUGUCCCUGCCGUCUCUGCCGCUGGAGGGUGGGAACGUGUCUCUGAGCUGCAGCUGGUCUGUGGGUUCAGACGUCAGUGUGGUUUGGGGUAAAGGAGGCACUGCUCUUUCCUCUGACAGCCGCAUUACUAUCAGCGCUGGAUCUCUGCUCAUCAAGCAGGCCAGGAGAGACGAUGCAGGAGAAUACACAUGCACCGUCAGCAACGCCGUCAGCGCUCAAACAGCCAAGUCCACCCUCAGUGUCUACUAUGGACCAGACGCCCCACAGUUGACUAAAACCUCAAGUGAGUGUGUUGGUGGAGGAGAUGCUACUGUGGGACAGACGGUGCGUCUCACCUGUACGUCUGCCUCUCUACCUCCUGCCUCCUUCUCAUGGGAACUUAACGGCCAGCCGGUGACCACCGGCCAAUCAGGGAGUGGCGUGCUGAGUCUGCAGAUCUUCUCCUCCAAUCAGAGCGGCCGUUACACCUGCAUCGCACAGAAUGAUGUCACAGGAGGGACAUCGAAGCAGCAGGUUGACCUGGCUGUUGUGGGUACGUGUCUGAGCGGAGGCGCUGUGGCGGGGAUCGUUGUUGCCUGUGUUGUUGCACUCAUCAUAAUUAUUGUUGUCAUUAUUUUGCUUCUGCGACAAAGAAACGUGGAUCGGAGACUCAAAGAUACUAUUGGACGUCAGAAUGCAAACCAGAAUGAAGGAAUCACAAUUGCAAACAGAGCUCUUGUCAAUGAAAACCACCUUAAUCCACCAUUACACAACACACACCCACAAAACUUCACUGCCGUUCCCAAUGACAACAAUGGGAACAUAAACACAAUGUCACAAAACAUGCCCAGCAACUCCAACCCACUCCUUAAUAAUGGCCAACAGCACACUGAUGUAUUCCAACGCAACUUCAGUACAGUCCCAGACAAUGGGCAUCAAAACAAUUCAUAUCCAAACAAUGACCCCCAGAGGUCCUUCCCACAACCUGUCCAAAACAAUCCCAAUAUUCUCAUACAAACGGGCAGUUCUCAGCCUGGUGCGCUUGCCCAUACAGUUCAUGUAAACCUCAACACCUUGCCACGAACCGACCAGUUUAAUAAUACACAACCUCAAACGGUGCAUGUCAACUUGAACACAUACCCUCCAGAAGCACAUCAGGUGGUCCAGCAACAUGCAAACCAUGGAGAAAGUGCACUACAGAGUCAACAUACUAACGCCAUCCAUCAAAAUCAUUCUCAGACUGGUAAUCAAACACAAACAACACUCAAUAAUGCUUUACCAAAUGGUUCUCACCAACCCAACAGCCUCAUUCAGACUGGAUACUCGCACUCUACCGACCAAACCAAUGCAAACCGCCGAAAUCCCAACUCAAGAUCAUCAGCAGAAGAGCGAAGUCGGCGUUCAAACCCCGUUCAGACCAACAACCAGUUCAAUGACUCCAGAACGCACCUCCAACAGUUGCCUUGGGACCGUUUGCAGGGAACGCCGGCGUAUCCCAACCCCGAAGUCUAUAGUUCAGACAGUAGUGGAUCUUCAGAUUUGCCACAACGAGAUGCACAGAGAAAUCGUUCUGCUCCGAGAUACCGGGAAACUGAACCUUCGGGAAGGUUGACCCAAGCUGCUCCUCCCCAAAGAAGAGACCUCCAGAGACCAAUCGUGCCCAACAACUCUCAAUUGGACCCAAAUGUGCAGAGACAAGCGGUCCAACAGAACUUAAGCACCCAACCACAAAUCCAAUCUCAAAUCCAGAUUGCAAUGCCUCAAACCCAAACCUCUCAGGCUCAGAAUCCAAUCGCCAUUGGUCAACCAAGGGGAACGAUUAUACCUCAAACCCAAACCUCUCAGGCUCAGAAUCCAAUCGCCAUUGGUCAACCAAGGGGAACGAUUAUACCUCAAACCCAAACCUCUCAGGCUCAGAAUCCAAUCGCCAUUGGUCAACCAAGGGGAACGAUCAUACCUCAAACCCAAACAUCUCAGGGUCAGAAUCCAAUCGCCAUUGGUCAACCAAGGGGAACGAUUAUACCUCAAACCCAAACCUCUCAGGCUCAGAAUCCAAUCGCCAUUGGUCAACCAAGGGGAACGAUCAUACCUCAAACCCAAACAUCUCAUGGUCAGAAUACAAUCCCCAUUGGUCAACCAAGGGGAACGAUCAUACCUCAAACACAAGCUGGCACCAGACCAAAUCAGACCGUGCCUCAGCCAUCCAUUCCUCUCACUGAGGCUGCCCUACGCCAACACACCACCCAAAUCGAUAACCCUUCUGCCAACUGGUUCCAGCAGUCUCAAGCUGCCUUGCAGAAUCCUGGACCUUCUCAACCCGUCCAGCAGCUCAACAAAGUGGGCCAGAGGCCUCCUACUCCACCUCCAGUGCUGCGGCCAGACCAGUUCCAGAAACUUCCACGUGAACGCAUGCAGCAGCCGCGCACCAUCCAGCCUGUGACCGUGCAACGCAGACACAGAUCUCCAAACAUGCACAAGCAAACCGGAGUGUUGCAUACAAGUCCACAGCGAAUGCCAGGAGUGCAUCCAAUGCAUGCAACCGUGCAUGGGCACCCAACACACAUGCGUCAGCAGGUCCACAGAGGCAGACCCAGACGUUGAGAAAAUGCAGUGCUCGUCUGGCUCGACACUAUUUGGACUGCGCAAAACUUUCGUACAAAGCACAAUGUCUCUCUGGUGGAAAGAAACAAACGCUCAGCCAUUCCUCCGGCCCUCGGCUUACUGUGCCAUACAGAUCUUUGUAUUUUGUCGGAGGGAUGGCAUUAUUGAUAAAAAGACUGAUGUUUUUGUUUCUCCUGCACAGCUGUAAUUUAUGCAUGAGAAAUCCGCGGCUGUUGAACAGGACACUGUGUGAAUUUCAUCCUGGUGAACAAUGCUGCUUAAGGAUUUUUCUUGUGCUCAAGUGUCUAAAAAAAAUAAAACACAAUGCAGUGUUUUUGCACUGACAGGAAGACUUCCAAAUGAAUCAGGAUGGGUGGCAGGACUUAACGACUAAAUGAUAAAUAAUGGACUGCUGCUGUUUGUCCUUUAUUCAGCUUUCUGCUCACAGAUGCUUCUUGUAGCGCCACUCAAUUAGUUCGAUCCGCUACGAUGCUUUUGUGGAUGGAUUAUGCAUUUGAGAAUGAAGGAGAUACACCUAACGGACGUGUAAUUAAUUACGCUCUUUAAUUUUGUGGAACAUUCUAAUGAGUUUAAGUAAAAUAGGUUGUUGACGGGCCUUGCAAAAAUAUGAUGAAAAGCAAAUGUUUGGUCAGAUGGUUUAUGUCAUGUACUUUUUUUUUUUUUUACUAAUAAAUUCUCAGUUUUUA
This is a messenger RNA of Carassius gibelio (silver crucian carp), 3951 nucleotides long. Its product is annotated as bromodomain-containing protein DDB_G0280777. The transcript is spliced from 10 exons. NCBI's taxonomy places the organism in Eukaryota, Metazoa, Chordata, Actinopteri, Cypriniformes, Cyprinidae. The record is from RefSeq and is a predicted model, not a curated record. Bases 251 to 3244 code for a protein of 997 amino acids.